AUGCCUCGAAUCCGGCACGUUGCGCUCGAUCAGCGUAUCGAAGAUGGUAUGCGGCACACGGUGAUCGAUUCCAGAGGUAUCCGUGGCGAUCGGGCGCAAAAGAAGCGUCGUAUGGUCCAAGUAGGCUCCUCUCCGCCGCACUUCACCACAGCAUCUCUUCAUCUCGCAACACAGACUGUAGCAUGUCGGCAAAAGGAGCCCGAAGCAUCUCGCUCUAUGUCUGCAUCACCCUCGGCCAAGCGGAAAAGACGCAUCGUCCUUGUUCAGCCAAAAGCGGUCCUUCAUCUGCGCUCGUCCUCGCCAGCUUCACCAUUAGACGACGAGCCUCCACCACUAGCACGACCCGCAACACUGCCUUUCGCACCAAGGCUACAGUCUCCCGUCCGGCGAGAUGCAGCCCCGACUCUAGCACAAAGACACGCCCAGCUCGAUCGGAGCGACCCGAGCUCGCCAAUAGGCACCUUCGGAGCGCAGAUGAUCGGACGUUCCGGUCGCACGCUCAGGUCAUCCUUUGUCGGGGCAUCCGUUUCAGCGUCGAGACCUCCCCCAGCAAAGACGGUCGGCCUCAGAGCUCUGAACCGGCCGUCUACGCUUCGAGCCCUCCCAAACCUUCCAGAGACGAUCAAAGGGACCAACGAGAACGCACCAUUACACCGACCUCAGACGAACAAGAUUGGAGGAGCAUCGAAGCACCCUGCUGAGGAGGAUCCAGCCAAGCCCAAACGUCGUCGAGCGAAGAUACAGCGCGUGCAACUCGGACGAGAUGCAUCGUUAUCUCCAGCGGAACUUCCGCUCUGCGAUGCGGACCAUCAGCUCAACUCGCAGCCCGAUGCCGCUGACGAAGACAUGCAGGUUGCCGACGAGUCCGAAAUCAGCUACUUUCCCACGCUACGUCCCACACGGCCUUCUUCCGAUGAUGUCCAGCGUUCUGCCGGAAGCUGGCACGAUCAAGCUGCAUCAGCACCGGCACAAGAUGCUGAGGAGCCUCGCAUAAUCCGACUAAGCCAGGCUGCGCCAUCAACAAGCACAUCAGACCAGGCAAGGUCAAUGGUAGCGGCUCAGCUGCGGACGAGCCCACAAGGCGCCGAACAAGAGCCAGAUGACGACCAGUCAGGCGUCGGAUUGCUUCAAUUGCUCUCGCAGAGCUCCAUGCGCAGGUUCGACCAGGUGCAGACGACUUCAACCUCGCCGUCACGGCAGCGGCAGUCCAGCAGAGAUAACAUCGAUUCUUCCGAUCUCACAAUCGCUGCCGAGGCACAACAUGAGGUGCAGGUCGACUUUGACCCUGGCCACUUCACGGAAGCGCAGGCGCAGCGCAUCGCUGGCUCAGUCAUCGGGAACAGCGCAAAGACACAGCGGUGGUCAUCGUGUCAUCCAGACUCCGUCUCGGACCGUGUAGGGGCUUCGACAAGUCGCGCAAGCACAUCGCGACGAUUGCUGCAAGCCAUCUCUCGGCCCCCUACAACCCGCACGGUGUGUCGAGACCUUGGCCUGUCCUCAAUUCAGAUGCUGAAAGGGCCUCUAUCGGUGAUGCCAGAUUUCGUUCAUCUCAAGUCUGGUGGCCCGACCACACAAGCUGGUGGCAGCGACGACGACCUCCUCGAGCCUUUCGAACACGGUCUGCGCUUUGCAGGAUACUGCCGCGUGGCGAACGACCUGGAUAGACUUCCGCGCCUGCAGCCUCUCAGAGAGGACAUCUUCAAGGUACGGACGCAGAAGCGCCGCAAGGAAGUGGUCAAAGUCAUCGUGCCCUUCUCCGAAGCGGCACUCGCAGCAAACGCUACUCGAGCUCGCUUCCUUCCACCGCAAGCUCUUUCCGAUGCGCCUACGCCUCGCUCGCAUGCGGACGGUCAACGCGAAGCUGUCCUACUUGUAUGGAUGCAAUCUACAGCGCAUGCCUUCUUCCGUGCUUUGGAAGCCAUGAUGCAAGCAGGCUUCGCGCGAUCGGCGCAGAGCAGCUCAUCACAUCGCAACGACUCGACCGAGUCGGAUCUAUACCCCUGGCCCAUCUUGCAUUACGCUGCUCACGCCCAGUCAAGUCGAGUCUCUGGCGAUUCAAAGGCGUCAUCUCAUGUGACGCUGUACGUUCACCUGGACCGGCUCGAAGAAGCACGCCAGAAGCUGGCCUCUCUCGACCUCGGCAACGGCAAAGAUGGCAGCUACCUGCCGUUCAGUGAUCCUUCGGUGCGCCUGCUCGUCACAAGCCUUACAGGCGAGCCUCUCUGCUUAAUCUAA
Molecule: messenger RNA, 2235 nt
Organism: Kalmanozyma brasiliensis GHG001
Lineage: Eukaryota; Fungi; Basidiomycota; Ustilaginomycetes; Ustilaginales
Exons: 1
Coding region: 1-2235 (744 amino acids)
Source: RefSeq, a predicted model, not a curated record